This is a messenger RNA of Balaenoptera ricei (Rice's whale), 1626 nucleotides long. RefSeq names its product thimet oligopeptidase-like. Gene Ontology annotation, molecular function: metalloendopeptidase activity. The record is from RefSeq and is a predicted model, not a curated record. Gene Ontology annotation, biological process: peptide metabolic process; proteolysis. Gene Ontology annotation, cellular component: mitochondrial intermembrane space. NCBI's taxonomy places the organism in Eukaryota, Metazoa, Chordata, Mammalia, Artiodactyla, Balaenopteridae.
AUGGGGCCUGUGUACGAGCCCUUCAUCUUCCCCGCAGACACCACUGGUGCUUGCCGGGCCUCGCGGGUGAUGCGGGGGGCACGGGGAACAGUCCUGUGUUCCCACCUUCUUGGGCUGCAGACAGGCCACGUUGGUCCUGUGGUGACUGGGGGCUCCCAGGAGAACCCCACCGCAGAACCGGAGAGGUUGCCCCAGAGAAGGUGGCCGCCGGCCGUCUCUGGGUUCCAGGAGAACUGCACGAUCCUCGGGGAGCUGGUGAGGCUGCAGGCCCAGAAGUCCUGCCUGCUGGGGUUCAGCACGCGUGCCGACUCCGUGCUGGAGAUGAACAUGGCCAAGACCAGCCAGGUGGUGGCCACUUUCCUAGAUGAGCUGGCCCAGAAGCUGAAGCCCCUCGGAGAGCAGGAGCCCGUGAUCCUGGAGCUAAGGAAGGCCGAGUGCCAGAGGCGGGGCCUGCACUUUGACGGGCCCAUCAACACCUGGGACCCGCGCUACUACAUGAACCAGGGGGAGGAGACACGCUACCACGAGGACCAGUACCUGCUCAAUGAGUCCUUCCCCAUGCAGGUGGUCACGCGCGGGCCUGGGCUGACCUUCGACCUGGAGGAGGGCACCAACGUGUGUCACGAAGACAUGAGGCUCUACACGGUCCGGGACGCAGCCUCAGGCAAGUCAUCCAUCGGCAAGUUCUACCUGGACCUCUACCCUCGGGAAGGGAAGUCCGGGCACGCGGCCUGCUUCGGCCUGCAGCCGGGCUGCCUGCAGCAGGAUGGGAGCCGCCAGAUCGCCAUCGUGGCCAUGGUGGCCAACUUCACCAAGCCCACGCCCGACACGCCCUCCCUGCUGCAGCACGAUGAGCUGGAGACCUACUUCCACGAGUUCUGGCAAGCGAUGCACCAGCUCCGCUCCCAGGCGGGUGCGGGCGCGGGGCUGCGGGCAGGGGCCGGGGAGGGCCUGGGAGCGCGUGGUCCUCAGGCAGGCCCUCGCCACGGGAUUCUUCCGCUGAUGUCACCCCGCACGUGGCGACGCCCUCGGUGUCAUCUUCCAUCGUCAAAGCCUACACACUGGAUGCGUAAACAACAGAAAUGGAUGUCCUCGAGACUCUGGAGGCUGGAAGCCCCAGAUCAAGGAUCUCGGUGGGGCACGGGCAGCACUGUCCCCCAGGGGCUGCGGGACAAGCUCAUCAAGUCCCGGCAGGCCAAGCCAGGCCUCUUCAACCUGCGCCAGAUCGUCCUGGCUGAGGUGGACCAGGCCCUGCACACGCAGACGCCCGCGGACCCGGCGAAGGAGAAUGCCCGCCUCUGCCAGGAGAUCCUCGGGGUCCCAGCCACGCCAGGGACCCACCUGCCUGCGACCUUCGGCCGCCUGGCAGGAAGAUACAAUGCCCAGUCCUAUGGCUACCUGUGCAGCGAGGUGUACUCCGCGGACACGUUCCACACACGCUUCAAGCAGGAGGGCGUCCUGAGUGGCAAGGUUGCCAUGGACUACAGAAGCUGCAUUCUGAGGCCAGGCGGCUCCAAGGAUGCCAAGGGCAUGGUGAAGCUCUUCCUGGUUUGUGACCCCACGCAGGAUGCCUUCCUCCUGAGCAAAGGGCUGCAGGUUGAGGGCUGCAAGCCGCCGGCCUGCUGA